Molecule: messenger RNA, 894 nt
Organism: Poecile atricapillus (Black-capped chickadee)
Lineage: Eukaryota; Metazoa; Chordata; Aves; Passeriformes; Paridae
Product: kallikrein-14-like
Exons: 3
Coding region: 1-303 (100 amino acids)
Biological process (GO): proteolysis; seminal clot liquefaction; epidermis morphogenesis
Molecular function (GO): serine-type endopeptidase activity
Source: RefSeq, a predicted model, not a curated record
AUGAUCCCAAAAUGGGCCAAGCUCCCGCGGGACCUGCAGUGUGCGCAGGUGCAGACGGUGGGGCCGGAGCAGUGCGCCCGCGCCUACGGCAGCGCCAUCACCCCCAACAUGUUCUGCGCAGGUGUGCCCCAGGGCGGCGUCGACUCCUGCCAGGGUGACUCCGGGGGUCCGUUGGUGUGCGGGGGUUUCCUGCAGGGCGUGGUCUCCUGGGGCAUGGCCGUGUGCGGCCAGCGCGGCCACCCCGGGGUGUACGGCAACGUCUGCAGAGUGACCACCUGGAUCCAGCGAGUGACCCGUGAGUGACCACUGAGUGACCACUGAGUGACCACUGACCACACUGACCACACUGACCACACUGCGGCCACCCCGGGGUGUACGGCAACGUCUGCAGAGUGACCACCUGGAUCCAGCGAGUGACCCGUGAGUGACCACUGAGUGACCACUGAGUGACCACUGACCACACUGACCACACUGACCACACUGACCACACUGACCACACUGCGGCCACCCCGGGGUGUACGGCAACGUCUGCAGAGUGACCACCUGGAUCCAGCGAGUGACCCGUGAGUGACCACUGAGUGACCACUGAGUGACCACUGACCACACUGACCACACUGACCACACUGACCACACUGACCACACUGCGGCCACCCCGGGGUGUACGGCAACGUCUGCAGAGUGACCACCUGGAUCCAGCGAGUGACCCGUGAGUGACCACUGAGUGACCACUGAGUGACCACUGAGUGACCACUGACCACUGAGUGACCACUGAGUGACCACUGAGUGACCCUGAGUGACCACUGAGUGACCACUGAGUGACCCUGAGUGACCACUGAGUGACCACUGAGUGACCACUGAGUGACCCUGAGUGACCACUGAGUGACCCUGAGUGAC